AAAUGAAUCCGCCUCAACAAUAUAGAACUUAUCAACAUUUCACUUGCUUUGAGUUUAGCUACUACAAAGUUUGAGAGAUUGUCGGUUAAAAGUUUGAUCUUCAAUUGUGUUCGCCAAAAGCACUGUGUCCACCGCAUAUCUGAUUGUAGUUAUUGAGUCUUCAGUUAUGCAGAUGCAAAGUCGGUAAUAUAUUUUCCAAAGCUUCCUUAAAUAGUCGAAUAAAGUAGAUAUUGAACAGCAAGUUUGAUAGUAUACAGAUCUGCCUUAUUCCGGUUUUGACUAUUUUUAACUUUGCGGUUUGAUUCCGGAAAAUGAUUUUAAUGAUAAAAAAAUCACCGUCAAAUGUCUCCGUUGCACUAAAGUCUGAGAACUAGAGUCAACAGUUACUGAUGUUACAGUUAUAUUUGACUAGAGCAAGUCUUAUAAAAUUAUAGAUAAGUAAACAAUAAUUUCCGCUCUCGAUGUGGUUGUUGACAAAAUUAUCGAAUGCACCCAAAGUAAUGUGGGAAUUAAAAACGAUCAUCUAUUAAUUUAAAAAAUUAAUUUUGGUAAAAUCAGAAACGAUUUUGUAUUAAAUUUUAUUGAAGAAAUGAAUGAAAAUUAUCAAUUUAAAACACUCAAACCUACGCCACCGAAUAUUCUACGAGUUACACAUUUGUUGUAUUACAAUCUUUAAUUUAAUAAGAUGACAAUGAAACAUUAUAAAAAUUAAUUUAGGAACUAGAAGACUCGCUCUCUAUUUCCUUCCGUAUUUUGCAAAAAAAAAUACGUUAAGGUUACUUGACGAAAGGUGCGAAAAGUAAUAUGAAAUUUUACUCUCAUCCAAUGUAACCGAUACCCGAUAAUUAUGAACUUAAAUUUAAUUUUACUUGAGUUUACGUAUUCUUUUAUGACACUUUAUCGGCAUACACAUAAGUAUGUGUUAAAUGUGUUAAUUGCAAUUUCAACUAGAACUAUUAAACUGAAGGAGCAACUUGCUUUAUCUACUCUUGAAAAUUCGAGUUUAAAGUUUGCAGGUUUUAAUAACGUCAGUCAUGUUAUCUGUUAAAAAGUACUUUUAACAGAUUUUUAGAAUGAAUCAUGCCCAUUUUCAGACAAAACUAAAAUCACAUUUUAAAGUAAAAUUAGUAACAGUUUGAUCAAACCUGAUUUAUCAUAAUCAAAAAUCUGGUUUAUUUACGACAUAAUGAAUCGCAUCAAUCUCUUUUAUUGUGCAAAUACGUAAUACAAUUUCAUUAUGGAAGAUAAUUAUCUUUAUUAUUCAAUUCUAGGUAACUGUUUUCUCAAAAUUGUAUCAGUACACUCUAGUUUGUCAAACAGUAAUUUCUUGAAAUAAUUUAAAUGCACUCCAUUCCCAAAUUAUCUUAAAAUGGUAAAAUGAUUUUAAGGAAAAGUUAGCAGCAUCAAUGUACUAUAUUAAAACACAAUUAUUCGAAAAACAGUAUUUUAAAUGUUUUUUUAGAACAGUCUUUUAAGUGUUUGACAAUGUUGGUAAACUUCCCCCAAUCAAUCGCACAUUUUUUUAAUUGAAAUUAGUUAUAUCGUCACAAACAUUUAUCUUUUUACACUAAUUAUUUGCUAAUAACUGAUAAAGCUUUCAAUGCGCCAGAUAACGCGAUCCAAAUCAUAUCAUAAAAAUAGCAACACAGGUUUUAAAGACUAAAUUUUCAUCUUUAUUAAGAGCGCGUUAGUAGAGUAUCAAAAUUUGUAGUUUAUAGCGUGGUGAAAAAAUGGCCGAAUCACCAGAUUCCUUUAACUCAGCAAAAGUGAAAGAUUUGAUAUUUGCUUACGAGCGUCAAGUGUCUCAUACGGAUCCACUCGAGGAAUAUUAUUAUGAAGGACGCCAACGUGCCAAAUCAAUAGGCAAUGUGUUAUCUUACAAGAAUUUCCGUGAACCCGAAUUGAAAAUCAACAAUAUAUUGGACAUAGAAAAGGAAUUGGUGAAAAUUGAAGCCCAUCUGAACUAUUAUGAAGUGUACGAGAAGGACACGCAUGUGGCAUUUCAAGAACAACUAUUUAGCGUUUUGACUAAUAUUGUGAGCAUCGACCCUGAAGGCCACGAAAGUACUAUACAAAAGAAGCGAGAGUUAAUUGGUGAGACUCAAAAAUUGGCAACUAUCCUAAACUUGAAAUUGCCUACUGAUGGCAGUCACUCUUAUAGAGGCGUCAGAAGGACGUACAUCAGCGCAAUCAGAAAAGAGGAAAAUGUUCAUUCAAGCACAUCUCUAAGAAAUAAAGAACACAGAGUGACUUCAACUACAAGUCACUCAACAGUCAAUAGUGGAUUUCAAUCAGAAGAAUCCUUAAACUCCACUAAGGACUCCAUAGAAUUUUCUUCAAAGCAAGAGGAUGCACAAUCAGAAGACUUGAAAAAAUCAGAAGAUGCAACGGAAUCCCAAACUCCACCUCUCGCAGUAGUUCAAAAUGAUCCGGAAGCAGAACCCAAAAGCUCUUCCGCAGUUUCCAAAUUGAAGCGAUUUUUUUCAUUUAAACGAGACGAGAAGCCAGCAAUUCAUGUCACUGCGGCCGCUUAUUCUGGAGUGACCCGGUCCCAGUCCCUAAACUUAAAAACAUCCAGAUAUGUCCUAACAAAAAGAGACAAAACUGAAGAGCGAAAGCAAAGGGAAGAGAUUAUCAGCGAAAGCGAAGAAGGGAAUGAAGACGACAGUGUUACAAAUACAUCAACAACAUCAUCAAAUCGAAAUGGCACCGGUUAUACACAAGAAGAAAAAAUCAGCGAAGGUUCUGUUGAUCCCACUUUGUAUGUGGAAACUGUAAAAGACAUCGAAGAAUACAGAGACGUGCAAACGGAAAACAUCCGCAAUGUUUCUGUAUCCAAACUGAAAAGUUUGUUCGAGGAUAGUCGAAGGGAAUCCGGAGAAGGUCUGGCGUUACUAACAAAAAAACCAAACGUAUAUGGCUCAGCUUAUGACUUAAAUCUGCCAAACGCGCAGACGAACUUUUCACCAUUUAGGCUAACGAGAACUAUUUCAGGCAACUAUAUGAACUUCGUCGGAUUGCUCAGAAAUGUGGAUAUAGAGAAAAAUGGUGACUUGAAUAAAAGUAAAAGUUUAUCUGACUUGAAAGUAGCAAGCCUAUCUUAUGAAACAAACAGGAAUGUCAGACAGGUCGAUUUGAGUCAAGAGCUAGAUGGCGAUGAUGAUAAUGAUGAUUUUAACCAAGACUCAAUUGAAGUGAGAAGAGAAUCAUCCACGUCUGCUGAUGCUGGUGUUAACACAGAACAGACAUUAGAAACAGUUAAAGCACGAGAGCAAAAAGACAUUCAGUUUUUUGAAAAAGUCAGUGGAGGAAAUGUAGAACUUUUGAAGAAGACAUUUGAAGAAACUAAAAACAACAAGCACAAGCAAGACUCAAAGCAUGUUGUGAACGAGAAAGUCGAACCUGUUUUAUAUUCGGAAGAUCCACUAGUUAAACCUGAAGUUCGAAAUAAUGAGCACGAAAUUGUGAAUCAAACGCAAGUAAUUUUAGACAAUUUAGAAGACGCACAUUCCAUCGAAGCCCACCAAGAAUUUGUAGAUGUACUUGUUAAGGGCAAAGUGGAAAUUUUAAAGAAAGCAUUCGAUGGAAAUGAUGAAGGAGUACUUAACAGCAAUAAUAUAGAGAAACCUGAACCAAGACAAUAUGUAAUAGCACCACAAACUUCAGCAAGUGCAAUUGAUAUUGAAGAAACGCAAGAAGCAGUCAACACAUCUCUAGUUGAGAAGCAAAGUAUAGAAAUAAAUGUUAACAAACACGAAAUUCACGAAUUUGUGUCCAUUGAAUCUACUGGUUAUUCAACAGGUUCCAAUGGAGAUAGUGAGCAGUCAGUUGAAGUUGAACAAGUUGUAACGCCCGGUAUAGUGGGUGUUUUGAAAAACACAUUUGAGCACAUCAAUACCAGCACAGUUGUCGAAAACAAUGAAGAUACGAAUCAUGCAGUUACUAAGACUGUAAUUGAGCCAGUCAGGUAUACCACUGCCGAUCGUACACCAGAAAUUGUUGAAGAUUCAAUUCAGUCAACCGACGCAGAGAAACAGCAAACGAGCAAAGAUGUGAUUACAAUUGAACCAGUAUUAUACAACAUUUCACUGACUGAGGAGACUAAUGUGAAAGAUCUGACGAAUCAUGAAGCUGCAAUCACACAACUAGCAGAAGUAACAGAUGACACCGACAAAAAUAAAACGAAUAAUUCCAUAUUGGCAGUAUCAACGGAACUGAUAGGGAAGCAGUAUGAAGAUGAACCUGCUAAAAGCAGCAAGACUGCCCAAAUUGUUGAAAAAAAAUCCGAUCUAACUCAUUCUAAACGGAAAACGCUUCAGCUACCUGUGGAACUGAGAAUAGAAAAUUAUGGUGAAUUGAAUGAUACUACUGGGCCAGCAGAGAGUCCCUCCAAAGUCCCCAUUGACUUGUACAAUGGCGGUGAAAUCACAAUAGAAAACGCGAAGUCCGAAACGAGCGAAGUAGUCGAAGGUGGAUUUCAAAGCAAAACUGACACUUUUAUGAAAAUUUUGGAUUCACCAUCCGUAAGCUUAACUGCAGGUGCUUCAUAUUUUGAAAAUCAAAAUAAACACUUGAGCAGUUCCUCUAAAAUGUCUGUGUCAUACUCUGAAAAAAAUACAGCACUGCAGCACACAUCUUCCACUCGAGUUUCACAGCGAAUUUUAUCAUCAUCUUCGUCUCAGUUGUCCAGUAUGAAUUAUCUUCAAGCUCUUAAAGAACCCAAUUCAUAUUCGAUUAUAACAAUCAGUAAUCCAAAAGAUGAAGACUCAGUUGAAAUUGUUGAACUCGCAGACAGCCAAGAAGAACUAUCAAAAAGUCAAGAUACAAUAUUAGAAGAAAUCUUGAAAAAUGGUGAAACAAUUCAAAACGUGGAUGAGGAAUUUGAGAAACUUUUACGGGGGAAUUAAUCGACACUUAAUUUUUCCUUAUUUAUUGUAUUUAGAAUAUUUUAAUUUUUUUUGUUUACACUGUAAAGUUCUUGUCAGUGCAGCAUGAACAUUGCUGGAUGUUUCGCUAGAUUAUAAGUAUCUGCUUAUAUUUAGUGGCUUUCACAUCAGUAAUGUAAUACCAUGUAAACAAUAUUAAUUUAUAAUAAGCAUAUACCUUCUAAUCAAUAAUGUACAUCAUAUACUUAUGUAUAAAACCAUGUUAUUAAAAGUUACUAAAUGUAUUUUUUACA
This is a messenger RNA of Dendroctonus ponderosae (mountain pine beetle), 5179 nucleotides long. Its product is annotated as FK506-binding protein 5. The record is from RefSeq and is a predicted model, not a curated record. The transcript is spliced from 17 exons. Bases 1731 to 4907 code for a protein of 1058 amino acids. Lineage: Eukaryota; Metazoa; Arthropoda; Insecta; Coleoptera; Curculionidae.